Messenger RNA from Soboliphyme baturini, 411 nucleotides. The record is from the annotation of a GenBank genome assembly. NCBI's taxonomy places the organism in Eukaryota, Metazoa, Nematoda, Enoplea, Dioctophymatida, Soboliphymatidae.
AUGGGCGGCUGCUUGAAUAAGCACAGUACAGACUCUGCAGGGGCGGCUCCGACAACAGCGCCUCCAGUGACGGGAUCGACUCCAAGUCGGCAGUGCGACGCGAGCGCCAAUUCGACGACGUUGGCAACUGACUUUCCCCAGUUGAAAAAGUUGGACGAUCCUCAGCCACUGCCAGUUCCACAACAGCAGCAUCCGCAUCCGGCCAGUAGUUCGGACGACGAUCAGUUUCUUUUAGAGCUUCGAGCAGCUUUUCAAGAAUUUGACAUUGACGGAGACGGCUACAUAACGAAAGAUGAGCUAGGGAAAGUGAUGAACCAGCUGGGCUUGGAAACCAAUGAUUUGGAGGUGAAAGCAAUGUUCAGGGCGGUCGAUACAGACAACGACGGAAAAAUUACGAUGAACGGCAAGUGA